This is a messenger RNA of Magallana angulata, 3771 nucleotides long. Its product is annotated as probable E3 ubiquitin-protein ligase IRF2BPL. Gene Ontology annotation, molecular function: transcription corepressor activity. Bases 1367 to 3175 code for a protein of 602 amino acids. The transcript has a single exon. Gene Ontology annotation, cellular component: nucleus. Gene Ontology annotation, biological process: regulation of transcription by RNA polymerase II. The record is from RefSeq and is a predicted model, not a curated record. Lineage: Eukaryota; Metazoa; Mollusca; Bivalvia; Ostreida; Ostreidae.
AAGUAAAGGUUAAGAUGGAUUUUAUUGGUCUCCCUCAGUACUGCAAAGCUUUCUUAGGACGCUGUGACGUCAUUGCCUCCUCAACGAUCGCUAAAACAAUAGACCCACAUACAUAUAUUAGUAGACAGUUUCUUUUACCAGCAGCAAUCAAACAACGAGCAAGAGAAAACAAAGUGUGACCUUCACUGAUUUCCAUGACCUUGUCUGAUUCGCUCGAAUUUAAUUAAAUUUGCGACAUCUGUAAUAUAUUGCACAGGAGAUGCAACGGUGUAACUUGCAAAAAAUCAACUUAGACUCAGUGGAAAUCGAUGGUUGAUGAAAAUAGAACUACUGGCUAAGUACCAAUUAUCUAGGGUUGUGACGUCAUUUUGAACAUUGAACGAUUUGUUUCCAUGGCGAGAAGAAAAUUGGGACACAUGCGCCAUAGUUCUCACACCGUUUCAAUAGAUUUUUUUUCCACAAUUGAUUUUCUGUUUUGAAUACAGUUUCUUUUUACAAGAUAUGGACCCCCUUCUCCGGCUUAAUGCGAGGUUAUUGAUGUGCCCGUCUGUGCUCAAGGUUCAUAUCGGAAAAUCUGGAAACCCCGUGCCCGUCACGAACAGUAAAUGACAUAAAGACACGCAAAUGAACGCGAUUUAAUUAAUUCUUAGCAAGGAAAUACGUUUACGGCACGAACAACCUCCAUUUUAUCAACACAACUUUUUCCGAUUUUCAUGCCGAAGCAUAUAACUCAAGAAUACACCAAUUACUGCAUGUAAAUUUUAUCCAGGGACAUGUUAUUGCUGGUAUAGUAUACAGCAGUUAUCGCGUGUUGACCCGUUGUUUAGGAAGGGAAUUCUUUGUCUCGAGCAGUUUAAAGAAAAGCCACCUUUUGGUGAAGACGUGUCAGUUUGAUUUAAAGCAUAUCAUAACAAAAUACGCCAGAGCCGAUUGAUAAUUAUGCGGUCUUUGGUCACCAAGAGAUGAAUGAAUAGCCGAGAAUUCUCUUAGGUUUGCGUGACACUCUAUUAUUUUUUUUUCCUGAUGUCUCCAUCGGAUCUCCUCGCUAGUACAUUUGGAAUCCAAUUACUGUUGCGUGCAGAGGCAAUAUGGAUGGGUUUUUCCGGUGAACAGCGCAUUGUGCAAAAGUAUAAUGUGUCUAUCGGCAGAAUAACUGUCGACUGUGCAAGCCAUACGUGAAGGAUGAUUGAGUUUUAAGUAUUGGGAAAUCCGCAUGCGCAAGAAUGUUCUGUAUUGUUGAUUUUCAAGUGGAUGGCGGUUUUGUUGACAUUCGUGUGUACGAUGCGUUAGAGUGUUGACGUACGAAGAAAACGUUGUGAGAGAUAAUACAUGGUGAUUCUUCGGUGAACUAAAAAAGAUUAAAACAAUGUCAAUGCCUCACCGUACGCAGAGACAACAAUGUUACUUGUGCGAUUUACCCCGCAUGCCAUGGGCAAUGCUGCACGACUUUUCCGAGCCGGUAUGUCGUGGGUGUGUCAACUAUGAAGGUGCAGAUAGGAUAGAAAUGGUACUGGAGAGUGCACGGAGUAUGAAGAGGUCGCAUGGAUUCCACGAGAGUCGCCAGUCAGUGAAACACCACGGACUGCCUCCCCAGAGGACUGCCAUUGACCAGCAUGGGUCCAUUGACCACCCACGUGGCCACCCGCCCCUCGAGCGUUACGACAGCCGGUCUAGAGCCAUGAUGAGUGACUAUAAUACGCCGCCACAGAACCAUUCUAACGGUGGUGUCCCGGGGCGGGUCGAGGAUCAAAUGCAAGAGCACCACCGCGCGUCCAACAUGCCGAUGUCGUCGGCUCGAGCAGUGUCAGCGGUGUUUCCCAUACACCAUCUUCCGGACCACAAUGCCAGGUUUUGCGCACACCCCCAGGGCAGACCAGGGUACGUACCCAACCCAAACGUCGCUUCAAUGGGCAGUCACAGUCUGCAGCAUACAAAGAAACGUAGCGCGGACCAUGAUGAUGAUGAUGCUUCAGGCAACCAUCAUGAGGAUAACAUUUUCAAAUUUACUUCGCCGGAAGAUAUGGCGAAGCGUCCACAAAUUGUCCGCGAAACAAUUGCAGCCUUGUCGUCAGCAGUUCCGUUUGAAAUUCGAUUCAAGAAAGACUAUCAUUUUGUUGGACGUGUCUUUGCAUUUGAUUCAACUUCGAAAAAUGGUGUCGAUUUUGAGUUGAAGGUGUUCAUGGAGUACCCUCUUGGUUCAGGUAAUAUUUACAACAGUGCAUCAAGUGUUGUAAAACAAAUGCACGUAGACAGCAUGAAAGAUGUGGGCAAAGGGCUCUCAUCUGGUUACAAGUAUUUGGAGUACGAAAUGAAGCAUAAUUCGAAUGACUGGAAAGUUUUAAGUGAGCUUUUAUCAGAAACUGUAAGGUUUUUCAAAGAAGCUGUUAAACCUGAAAUAAUUCCAUCUCCCUACCACAACCCAAGUUUACCACCCUUGCCAACACCGAACACACGGCCACAUGUUCCUCUUGCACACACCCGAAGUCAGGGGUCCCAUGGAUCUUUUGAGGGACAGUCUAAGAAGAGGAAGGCGUCCCCUGAACCGGAUAACGAUUUUGGAGAGCAAAGGAAGCGUCAGCAAUGGAUUCAAAGCCAAUCGGAGGCGCUGAAGAUGACCAUGAAUUCCACGGGGUACGGGUCUGCUGGAUCCUCGUCGACCUCCCCAUCAAGUAACCACACCCCUACUCCACCAGAGGGCGCUACAAUGAACGGCCCCUCGCCAAUGGCUGCCUUGAUGAACGUUACCGAUAACAUCACUUCCGGUCCCGUCUCGCCGAACAACCGGAACUCCCUCACAAAUCCGGGUAGUUCGCAAGGAACCUCUGUGGCAAGACGGGGUCCACCAAUAUCCAUCAAAGAAAGUGCCCCGUCUUCGUUGUUGGAGACCAACGUACAAAGCUCAGAGACCUUAAAAUGCACACUUUGCCACGAGCGUCUCGAGGACACGCACUUUGUACAGUGUCCGUCAAUAAGUGAGCACAAGUUCUGUUUCCCGUGCUCCAGGAAUAGCAUCAAAAUGCAAGGCGCUGGAUCAGAGGUGUACUGUCCCAGUGGCAAAAAAUGCCCCCUGGUUGGGUCCAACGUUCCCUGGGCUUUCAUGCAGGGGGAAAUUGCGACAAUUCUGGGUGGCGAAGUAAGACCAGACAUGAAUAUCAAAAAGGAACGUGACACGUGACUUUACUAGAAAUAUUUAUGUGACUAAAACCGAAACCCAAAACGGUUUUUGAUAUUCUCUCUCAGUUUAUAUUGUCCAAGUAUUUCUUGCCUGCAAACAAGAAGAUAUUCGAGAAGAAUAUACUUUAUCAAAGGAGUUACGGAAGCGUUUUUCGGGCAUUGACAUUGUGUCCACUGACUUCAUUUUUUGUAACAUCGGUUAAUAGCACAGACGAUGAAACUGGUGUUAAGCAUGCCUGAAUUUCGGACACUUGCGCAAGAAAGCAUUGAGACAGUUGUGAAAAAUAGAUUAAAAGCAAAAGAUUGCGUAAUUUGCAAAUUUUUGUGUGACAUUUUUUCAUGUUUUUCAACAACUGCCGAGUGCCGUGGUCAGUUCCCGCUCCAUUAUACACUUGUGGUGUCGUGUUUUAUCGAACUUAUAUGUCUACAAUUUGUGCUGCUGUACUACUGUAUGAUCACAGUUUAGACAAAUUUUCAACGCACAGACAUUUACUUUUAUCGUCGUGAUAAAUGUUGAUAUAUUGUUUUUAUUUUUAAAAGUUGUUUUUAUCGUUAUGUAUGUUAAUUAUUCGUAAAUACAAGAAAAUUUCAACACUU